Lathyrus sativus (Indian pea) is the source of this 1602-nucleotide messenger RNA. NCBI's taxonomy places the organism in Eukaryota, Viridiplantae, Streptophyta, Magnoliopsida, Fabales, Fabaceae. The record is from the annotation of a GenBank genome assembly.
AUGGCAACAACACCAGAAGAAGAGCACGUGCAAAAUCUCCGAUCCAGAGCAACAGAGCUUUUCAUUAGAGAAGAAUGGAACCAAUCAAUCGAAGCAUAUUCCCAAUUCAUCACCCUCUGCACCCACCAUCUCUCUCUUCCUCAACCCCACUUCAGCUCACUCAAGCUUCGCAAAUCUCUCUGCAUAGCCCUAUGCAACCGAGCAGAAGCGAAGUCAAGAUUGCGCGAAUUCAACUCUGCUUUGCAAGAUUGUGAUCACGCUUUGCAAGUUGAUGGUUCCCAUUUCAAAACCCUAUUUUGCAAAGGUAAGAUUUUGCUUUCGCUUAGUAGGUACUCCAUGGCUCUUCAUUGCUUCAGAAUGGCUCUGAUUGAUCCUCAAGCGAAUGGGAAUGUUGAUUUUCUUGGGUUUUGGGAAAAAUGUAGAAAGUUUGAAUUUUUAUCAAGAACUGGGUUUCUUGAUCUUUCUGAUUGGGUUUCGAAUGGGUUUCUGGGUAAGGCUCCUGAGCUUGCUGAAUAUAUUGGUGAUGUUCAGAUUAGGAAAUCUGAAAUUAGUGGGCGGGGGAUUUUCGUUACUAAGGAUGUUGAUGCAGGGUCUUUGAUCUUGAUUACGAAGGCGAUUGUGAUGGAGAGGAGUAUAUUGGCAGGUAAAGAUUUGAGUGAAGAUACACAAUUAGUUAUGUGGACGAAUUUCGUUGAUAAAGUUAUAGAAUUGGUUAGGAAAUGUCAUAAAACUAGGGAUUUGAUUGAGAAAUUGUCAAUUGGGGGAAAGGAGGAUGAACUUGAUGUGCCUGAUGUAGAUCUCUUUAGGCCUGAGAGUGUUUGUGAAGUGAAUUCAUGCGAGGAAAUUGAUAUGGUUAAGUUAUUGGCUAUAUUGGAUGUGAAUUCUCUUACUGAGGAGGCGGUUUCGGCCAAUGUUUUGAGGAAGAACAAUGACUGUUAUGGUGUUGGGCUAUGGUUGCUUCCUUCGUUCAUCAAUCACUCAUGUACUCCUAAUGUGAGGCGUUUGCAUGUCGGGGAUUAUUUAAUAGUUCAUGCUUCGAGAGAUUUGAAAGCGGGUGAAGAGCUAACUUUUGCUUAUUAUGAUCCACUUUGCCCCUUGAACAAGAGAAGAGAUAUGUCUGUGACAUGGGGGAUUCAAUGCAGGUGCAAGAGGUGUAAGUUUGAGGUGGAUAUCUUGUACUGCAAGAAAGAGUUGAAGGAGAUUGAGAUCGGUAUUGAAAAAGGGAUGGAUGUUGGUAGUUUGGUGUAUAAACUCGAGGAACAAAUGAAGAGAUGGAAGAUAAGAGGGAAAGAGAAGGGAUACAUGAGGGCUUCGUUUUGGUCGUUGUAUUCAGAGACGUAUGGCUCCGACAAGUGUAUGAAGAAAUGGGGAAGGAGAAUUCCGAUAUUGGAUGCGGUGGUCGAUAGCAUCACAGAUGCAGUGGGAAGUGAUCACAGGGUGCUUAAGAUUAUGAAUGAGGAGUUGAAGAAAAAAGCUAGUGGUAGUAGUGGUGAUGGAAAUUUGGAGAUGGAGAAAGUUUUCAGGUUAACAAGAGAAGUAUAUGGAAAGGUAAUGAAAAAGCAUGCAAUGAGGAAAUUGCUUGAGCUUUGCAAUGCUGAUUAA